AUUGUCUACUGCUUCUUACACAAAGCUGCAGUCUGCUAUGAUCUCUCCCCUUCAAGGCGUUCACUGGCAAUUCUAAUCAGGGCUUAGGGCAAAUCAGACAUACGGAGCUCGGGAGUAUGAUCAUUCUACCCCACUAGCAAAUUUGAUCCCGCCCUACAGUAUAUCACUUCACUCUCAAUCCUCAAACCAACUUAUAAGCAUCCAAAAUGAGUGACUUAAGAAUCGUGAACGGAAAAGUCCUGACUAACACCGAAGUUCAACCCCCAGCCCAAUGGACAAACGACUACGAAGUAAUGGGCGGCGACACGGAAUGGGGUCCGGAAGGCAAUGUCCUUCGAAUGAUCACAGUCUUCGGCAUUGAGGGUGAAGUCAAGCCUCUUUUCGCAAUGGAUCCCGAUGCCGGGGAGGCCUUGUCUCUAUUUCAGGUUGGGGAUGGUGGAUUCUAUUUCUUUAAUAUCGAGGAUUCGUCGAUAUUUAAGAUUACCAGCCAUUCCGAUCUUCGGUCCAUUGUUGAGACUAUUGACGAUGAGAGUAAGGGGCUUGCUGGGCUUAGAGUUGAGGCGUUAUAGGAUGGGUUCCAACGAGUUAGUUACUAGAUUCUGGGUGGAAUGGUGUUGCUGAGGAAUUGAUACUUCUGUG
This is a messenger RNA of Penicillium canescens, 639 nucleotides long. RefSeq lists its product as uncharacterized. The record is from RefSeq and is a predicted model, not a curated record. NCBI's taxonomy places the organism in Eukaryota, Fungi, Ascomycota, Eurotiomycetes, Eurotiales, Aspergillaceae. The transcript is spliced from 2 exons. Bases 207 to 569 code for a protein of 120 amino acids.